AACAUCUGUUUGUGUUCCAUCUCUACAAGCAUUCUUUUUGCACAGUUUUUAAAACAGGCCACGAUGAGCGACAGCGAUGGAAAUGACAGUUUCUGCUCAGCAUACGAUGACAAUCCAGCCAACAUUCGAUUUCCCCUCAGCCAUGAUGAACUCGAAAGCCUCAACAAAAAACUUACUCGCGUUGUUUACAUCCAACAAACAGAUGCAACUUAUCAUAGGGCUUUAAAUGACAUUAGGGAUCAAACUUCGAUAUCCCUAAUGGUAGAGCCGAGUUUUUAUGGACGCCAUCAAGUAACGUCCGUUUUGGCUGUGGCAACAGCCAAUGAGACCUACAUCAUGGACAUCAAAGCCAUUGGAUCCAUUUAUCCGGAAAUGGCCAAGAUUCUAGAGGCGGAUCAGCCCCGAAAAAUUGUGCACUACAGCCAUCGUAUUUCGGACCAUUUGCGGCACAAACACGGAAUAAUACUGGCCGGUGUUUGCGACUCCUUUGUGGCAUUGUGCAUGGCGCGGCAGGAAAAAUCGCCGUGCCUUUUACCAGAGGCUAUAUCCUUAGUAUUCGGACUGCCAUUGAAGGACCUCCUUUGCGAAGAGGUGAUGGGAAGCAGUGAGUCGCGGAGAAACUUUACCGCUCGCCCCCUGACCCCCAGUCAACUGAAGUACAUGGCCAGGAUGGUUCAACUGCAGCACAGGAUGCACGAUCGCCUGAUCUAUAACAAUAUCUGCGCCCAGGUGCAGCGCAUGUCGAUGGAAUUCAGCAGAAACUAUUCAGGCUUCCAGUCUUCGGAUGUGGCUUUAAAUAUGAGCCCCAGCAGUCGCUUUGGCUUCCACCUGAUAGAUCCCUGCUAUAAAAUUGCAGACGAGGGAGUCGCGCUGCCCACGCCCGAGGAGAUCGACCAUCACGAGCUUGAGCAACAAAAAGGUCGCAAGUAAAUAGAACACUUCGAGAAGAAUAGUAUUAAUAUCUUGAGCAAAAUAAUUCUCAUCCGCUGAUGCUGGCAGGCCAAAGAAUUUGCACGAUACACAUAAAAAGUUCCUUCAGCCUUGUCUCAUACAUUAAGCAAUUAGUUUUAUUUUAUUUACAUUUACUCCUCAUUUCAUGAAUAACCUGAAUACUACUAAAUAAAAUUGAAUUAAUGCUAGUGAGAAGUUUUGCCAACCUAAAUUUUAAGUUAAUCUUAAGAUGGUCCAAUACUGCUUACCUUAUAGUAUAUAAAGCUUGAAAAAAUAAAA
Drosophila rhopaloa is the source of this 1230-nucleotide messenger RNA. RefSeq names its product protein Exd1 homolog. The record is from RefSeq and is a predicted model, not a curated record. The coding region runs from base 64 to 930 and encodes 288 amino acids. Gene Ontology annotation, molecular function: nucleic acid binding. The transcript is spliced from 2 exons. Lineage: Eukaryota; Metazoa; Arthropoda; Insecta; Diptera; Drosophilidae.